Messenger RNA from Cimex lectularius (bed bug), 1251 nucleotides. RefSeq lists its product as uncharacterized. The transcript has a single exon. The record is from RefSeq and is a predicted model, not a curated record. The coding region runs from base 1 to 1251 and encodes 416 amino acids. Lineage: Eukaryota; Metazoa; Arthropoda; Insecta; Hemiptera; Cimicidae.
AUGUAUAUGGGCGAUCUGUUGACGUCCGUGAGUUCUCUCCAGGAAGCGAAAACACUAUAUAGACAAGCUAAGGAUUUGUUUGCUGCAGGGGGUUUUGAGUUGCGGAAAUGGUCCAGCAACUCUUCCCUUCUCUUAGAUAGUUUGGAAAAGGGUGAUGUUGUCAUAUCCCGAGUCGAAUUUGACUCCUGUUCUGUAUUGGGAUUGAGAUGGCUUCCUGAUGGUGACCUGUUCGAUUUUAGGGUGGAGUUGGAGCCUCGGUCUAGUACAAAGCGAAAUAUACUUUCCACGGUCGCUCGAAUAUUUGAUCCUUUAGGGUUUUUAUCCCCUGUUACCUUGUAUUUGAAGGGGUUAAUUAAACAAUUAUGGCAAGAGGGAGCUGACUGGGACCACCCCCCAUCCCCCGAAGUAACCUUGAAGUGGAAACGUGUGCUGGCAGAGUUUGCCCAACUAACUGAGGUCCGAAUACCACGUUUUCUAGGCAUCCGAGAAAAUACUAGGUUGAACUUAUAUGGGUUUUGUGAUGUCUCCGAAAACGGAUACGGUGCAGUAAUUUAUUUGAAAGGUGAAGCCGAUAAACCGUAUGUUUCGUUUGUGUGUGGAAAGGCCAAAGUUGCCCCAACCAAGGUUAUAUCCAUACCUCGACUGGAAUUGUGUGCCGCCUUGCUUUUGUCCAAAUUGUUCUUAGUCGUCGUUGAAACGUUCACAAAAAGGAAUCUAAAACCUGAAAUAUUUGCGUUUUCUGAUUCGACAGUUGUUCUCUGUUGGCUUAAUUCGGAGCCCAACCGAUGGAACACAUUCGUCGCCAAUCGAGUAGCGAAAAUUCAGUCUAACUUGAGGGCCGAAAAGUGGGCUCACAUAAAGGGCGCGGAAAACCCCGCCGACUGUCUUUCGCGAGGUUUAACUCCUCAAGAAUUGUCCAAUCAUCCCUAUUGGUUUCACGGACCCGAUUGGUUAUUAAAGAAUGAGUCGCAAUGGCCCACCACCCCGUUGUCGUUUAAAGAAGAAGAUUGUCAUGAACAAAAAAAGAAGCUUGCACUACAGACACAAGUGCAACCGGAAAACAUUUUUAUUCAAUUUAUCCAAAGGUUCUCGUCAUUUCAAAAAUUAUUAAAUAGCAUGAUCUACUUAUUGCUUUUCGUGCAAGUACUUCCAAAACAAAUCCUGAUUACGGCCUCAGAUUGCGACAAAGCCGAACUGACGCUUUGUAAAAUUAUUCAAAGCCAGAUUUCUCAUCCGAAAUCGAACGCCUGA